ACUACCCCAGCACACUGGCAGUUUGUAAAAAAGUCUUGGCAGUAUGAGAGUAAAUACUCAAGUCACAGUAAAAUAUGUUCUAUUAAAAAAUGUGCACUUGGCGGGAAACUCGUGUAAACAAAUAAGACAAAUUCCAAUAAAUUCAUGUUUCUUGAUGACUUGGUCAUUGAAAGUCGGAAAUAACUGUAAUAAGUGAGUCUAUUGUGACGUGACAAUGAUAAAUGGAAGUUGUAAUGAUGCUUCGACAAACGCGCCGCGGACAAGCAGUAGUGAAAAUAAUCAAAGAGAUUCAUUCGUUAUUUCGAGGUGUCGCAGAAAUACUGAAGUAACAGUGAAUAACGUCGAUACUGAUAACGACUCCACUGAAGAAACCGACGUGGAGGAGAAAUUACUGACGGUGUACUGCCGAGCAGGCAAGCUAGGAGCCGCCUACUACACCAUACAAACUGGAGAGCUUCACAUCCUAGAGGAGCUUCCAGACCGAGCCUCAGAAUUCCUCAUGUUCCGAAACUUGUUCCGACAAGUCGAACCCCUGCAAGUCCUUCUGGAUGGACGGACUCAAAGUGCCUUCGUCACAGCUGUAAAGAAGACUGUGUUUGCUGAUGGUGAGGAUGGAGGGAAAUGCAAGUUGGUGUUCCUGGCUUCUAAGGAGUAUAGCUUCGAAGCGUGCAAACGUCGUAUCUACCUGCUAUCCCUACCAACUGAACCAAAAAACUGCACCGACGAAGAGAGAACUCUGUUCCUUAGAACUGUAAUAGACUUUAACCAGACCCAAACGGUUCAUGCUUUGGGGGCCCUGCUUAAAUAUCUAGACCUGAACUGGUCGAAUUUGAAUCUGGAUCUGCAGAGCAAGCCUCAGUUUUUGUGCUUGAGAAGGAUAUCUUUGAAAGACAUAGUAACAAUUGACGAAGACACGUAUCGUGGUCUCCAAAUAUUCAGCACUAUUUCCCACCCAAGCAACUUCAAAAAAGGAGUCCAGGGCAGCAAUAAGGAGGGUUUAAGCUUAUUCUACAUAUUUAGCAAAUGCUCAAGCAAAGUUGGACAGAAGAUGAUGAGAGUACUAAUGCAGCACCCAACUACUGACUUGGAGACAAUAAGGCGUCGUCAGGACGCCGUGGAGUUCUUCAUGAAGCCGCAAAGCGACACUAUCAUGAGAAACAUGUGCUCUUCGCUGAGGUUCAUCAAGAAUGUUAAUGGCAUAUUGACAAAAAUAAAGGAGUUGUCUGCCAAACCCUACCAAUGGAAGUCACUUUACAACACUUUGUAUAACGCAGUAUUGAUUUGUGAGAUGUGUGAGAACGCAGCAAAAUCCAGCGAGUUUCUUGAACAACUCGCCAAUUUUGACAACAACAAACUUUAUGAAAUGGCGUUAUACAUGAACAGGAUAAUAGAUUUCGAUUUAUCGAAGACAGAACGAAAGUUCACCGUCAAAGCAGGAGUUGACCAAGAACUUGACAUGAAAAAGCAAACCAUGGCCAGCCUCCACACCCUAAUGUCCGAGACAGCCAAAGUUGAACUAGAGCGACUUCCCCCCUUCGUAGAAGAAUGCACUAUGCUCUACAUGCCACACCUGGGCUACCUGCUCGGAGUGAAGAUCUGGGCCGAAGAACUGACCAUGGAACAGAAACAACUGCCUGAUAUGAAGUUCAUGUUUCAGAACAAUGACUACAUUCAUUACAAGAGCAAAGGUUGUGAAGAACUCGACGUGAUGAUAGGCGACACGUACCCCGAGAUCGUGGCGCACGAAACCCGCAUCAUGCUGCGUCUGACCGCAGUGAUUCUGGAUAAUCUCAACACAUUAGCGGCUUGUGUUGAUGCCUGUGCUGAGCUGGACUGCCUCAUAGCAAUCGCCAAAGUGUCGAAAGAGUACAACUUCGUGCGCCCCACAAUGUCUCCUGAAAAGAUUAUUGACAUCAAAGAUGGCCGACAUCCGCUGCACAUCCUAACCACUGAUAACUUCGUGCCCAAUGAUGCUCAGACCAGCGCUGGAGCGUGCGCGAGAGUUCUUACGGGGCCUAAUGCGAGCGGAAAGUCUGUCUACAUGAAGAUGAUCGGCCUCAUCGUAUACCUAGCCCACAUCGGUAGCUUUGUCCCAGCUCGAGCGGCCACCAUCGGUAUAAUCCGCCACAUCAGGUCACGCUUGCAGACCGCGGAAUGUGUAGCGACCCACAUGUCUGCUUUCCUCAUCGACCUCCAACAGAUGGAGCUAGCCCUCCAAGAAUCCACAUCUGACUCCCUAAUCCUAAUAGACGAGUUCGGCAAAGGCACCUCCGAGGUCGACGGUCUAUCCCUACUAGCAGCCUGCCUCAAUACGUUCCUGUUCCAAGGAGACGCGUGUCCGCACAUCUUCCUGGCCACACACUUCCUCGAUAUCAGGGACUAUAUCGUGGAAACUCCGCUGGUGAAAUUUUUGAGUUUCGAACACGUAAUGGACGGAGACGCCCCAGUAUUCCUCUUCCGAGUAACGGAAGGCUGCGUCGACAGCAGCUUCGCUCUUCAAGUGGCCCGCGCCAGUGGACUAGACGGCAGCGUGCUGGACAGGGCCGGUGAAGUUGCGGAUAGUAUGAAGAACAACGGCCUGCCACCGCCAAACAAGAGAAUCACUGCAAAACUGAAGGCAUUUACAGAAAUAAUAAAAUCAGAUCUCGCCGAAAACAUUUAAUAAUAAAAUUUGCUUAUAAA
This is a messenger RNA of Cydia pomonella (codling moth), 2682 nucleotides long. RefSeq names its product mutS protein homolog 5-like. Gene Ontology annotation, biological process: mismatch repair; chiasma assembly. The coding region runs from base 215 to 2662 and encodes 815 amino acids. The transcript is spliced from 19 exons. Gene Ontology annotation, molecular function: ATP-dependent DNA damage sensor activity; mismatched DNA binding; ATP binding. NCBI's taxonomy places the organism in Eukaryota, Metazoa, Arthropoda, Insecta, Lepidoptera, Tortricidae. The record is from RefSeq and is a predicted model, not a curated record. Gene Ontology annotation, cellular component: nucleus.